GGUAUCUGUAGUCAAAACGAAAAAGAAGAAGAAGAUAAACAUGGCGUCCGUCAGCAGUGAUGAGUGGAGAGCUAUUUGUGACAAAUUCACCAACGCCCAGAAUUUAACCGUUGUAGAAUCACUUAAUGACCCAGACAAUGACCCGUUCCGCUCCAAAUACAAGGCCAGGGAGCUCCUCAGGGAGAUAUACUGCUCGCUGAAGAGUUUUGAGGCCGGGGAAGGUGAGGAGGAGAGCGGCGGAGAGACCGGAGAGACCGGAGAGAGCGGCGAGCAGCUGCCGGUGGAGGCUCCGGUAGACGGGCAGACUGAGGAGGCGUUCAGUCAGGGCUUCUGCGGAGACUCUCCAGCCGGGCUGCGGGCCGCUAAACUCGGGGCGGUGGAGUACUACCUGGGCGUCAACCAUGUGGACACAGAGGAGCUGUCCGCUGGGCAGGAGCAUCUGAUGAACAGCAUGAAGCUGCUGGGGAGAUGCAGGGUAUCAUCGGAGAAUGUGUCACUGUUUAUCCAUGCCAGGAACCAGUUGGGCAUCCUGUGGGCCGGCCGCGAUGAGACGGAGACCGCUCAGGGAUUUCUUGAAACGGCUGAAUCUAUCUACCAACGUUAUAUGAAAGAGGAUGGAAGUCCACCCACUGACAUGGCAGAUUACUUCAGUACUGAAGAGAACCAGUUGACACAUCAGGAAAGGACCAAGAGGUUUGAGUUGGCCUACACCCAUACCAUGUACUACCUUGCACAAGUCUAUAAAAACCUUGGUGAAACUGAGCGUGCUGCCAUCUACUGCCACAGCACCCUGCAGAGACAGUUAAAGUUAAAUCAGUUCAGUCCUAUGGAGUGGGCUCUGAACGCUGCCACACUAUCGCAGUAUUACAUCACUAAGGGCCGAUACAUGGAAGGCAGACAUUGUCUCUCAGCGGCAACUGUCAUAUCGGGUUUAGCAGGAGAAGUUCCUUCUGAGGCCGCAGCACAGGAGAGUGAGACAGAGAGCGAGCGCAGGGAGCAGCUCAGGCAGAAGAGAGCAGAGAUUGCGAGAUGUUGGAUAAAAUACUGUCUCAACAUUCUGCAAGACUCUAAGAAGCUGCUAGAGGACAGCAUUGGGGAGCUGGAUACAGAUCGUCAAGAAGAAAUGAAGAGAGGGAGGAGACUUGAGGAGGAAGAGGAGGAAAAGGAAAGGAAGAGUGCUAUGCUGUUUGGCUCUGAAGACACCUUUGACUCCAUUGCUAGCCUGGAGGAGAAGGUGCGCUGUUUGUUGCCAAUGGACUUCACCGAGGCCAGAGCCAUAUUUCUGGUGGGACAACAUUAUGUCACACAGGCCAAAGAGUACUUUCAGAUGGACGGCUAUGUGACGGACCACAUAGAGAUCCUGCAGGAUCACAGUUCUCUGUUCCGAUCCCUGGCUUUCUAUGAAGAGGAUCUGGACCGGCGCUGCAAAAUGCACAAACGAAGAGUUGAUAUGAUGGAGCCUGUCUGCAUGGAAUUGAACUCCAAGUACUACCUAAUGAUCCGCAGACAGAUGAUGUUUGAGUUGGCUGAGACCUACAAUGAAAUGAUGGACCUGAAGCUGACGCUAGCCAACAGACAAGAUGAAACAGAAUCUCUUGACAGCCACACCAUUAAGAAAUUUAACAAUCUCUGCUCUGCUUCUGCCAAGUACUUCCAGAUGUUCCUAGACUCUCUGUGUUCUCCGGAGGGGAAGCAGCCGGAGCAUCUGGAGGAAGAGGUGCUCCGACCGGCUCUGGUCGCUCGCUUCAGGGUGGCCCGACUCUACAGCCGGCUGAUUUGCACCUCACCCCCCGGUCAGGUGGAAAACCUUGACAAGUCGCUGGAACACUACAAAUAUGUGGUGGAUUACUGUGACUCCCACCCAGAGGCCGUGGCCACAGUGGAGACGGAGCUGGAGCUGAGUCGGGAGAUGGUCGGCCUGCUCCCUCUCAAAAUCAACCGCAUCAAAGCAAAGAUCCCCGCCAACAACUGAAGGACGCCCCCUCUCUCACCUGACUGACUAGUUGUCUACUACAAGUGUAACAUCUCCCAAAAAAUGAGUCGGUCGAUCUAAAUCAGGGGUGGGGAACCUUUUUCCUCUCAAGGGCCAUUUCAAUGUUUUCAACAUCCUCCGAGGGCCGUACAAAUUAUUGACCUCUGCUUAAAAAAACUAAAAUCACAGCCCAUUAAUUUCACCUUUCUUUCAUGCUGUGCAAAGAAAAAGCAACCUUUUAAUCCAGAUAUCUUGCCAUGACUCGCGUAUGCAUGCACGUGCUCGGUUGUGGCAUGACCUCCAAAACAGAAAGAUAUGGACACAAGAUGUGUGCAAAUGUAUUUUGUUUCCUAUCCAUGUGAACAUGAUUUAAGUGGGGGGGGACCUAACCUCCUCUAGGGGGGUCCGGGGGCAUGCUCCCCCGGGAAGAUUUAUUUUGCGGUCUAGAUUUCUUUAAUUUUUUUCUUUUUUGCGUGUGUUUAUAAAUUACCUCGAGGACCACACCAAAUGGUCUCGCGGGCCGUAUACGGCCCGGGGGCCGGAGGUUCCCCACCCCUGAUCUAAAUGUACCACCUUUUACAAUCAGUGGACACUCCCUACAAUUAGAGAAACUGGACAGUGAAGGACUUUCUUGCUUAUUUAACCACAUCUUUCUUGGCAGUGUUCAUGCUGCAUUUACAAGACCUUUGAACCCAUCACACACUGUAAAAAUGUGCUCUCCUCUGUGAAGUAAAAUUUGAUUUGAACUCAAAUACCACAGUUAAUAUACUCUCUUCAAAAUUAUCAUGUAAAUGUCUUCCUCACUAAUUGAGAUCAGUUGAUAAUAAUCAACUAAUAAUAAUUGUUUGGUUUCAUUUUAUUUUACUAUCGUAAGUGACCGAGUUCUGAUUCAUGUUGUUCUCUAUGUUAAACAUGUUUUGUUUUUUUAUCACUCAUUGUCAAGCACUUUAGCACACUGAACUUUUGUUUCUUCAGCUACUAUCUGAUGUUAAAACAAAUGUUAAAGCCUACAGAUAGUACAUGGGUCAGUGUAACCAUGGUAAUAACAAUAGGCAGCCAUCAGUGCAGAUGGGCUUAGACUACUGACAGGUUGUUGUUGUUGCGCCUUAAAACUGAGAAGCUUUUUCUGCAAACUGAGAAACAGUCAUAAAGUGGGCUUAUUCGUGUUGGUUUAUGAGGUAUUAUAAUCUGCAUGAUGCCGAUCCCAGCUUUGACCAGGUGAACUCUAAUAUAUACUCUUGUAUAUUUCUUUCCUGCCUGUGAUGAAUCACAAUGUUAUCUUGUUUGUUGUACAGCAGAUAAUGUAUGUUAUGGUGAUAAACAAGUAAAGAACUUCACACCUAUGACAAAAUA
Messenger RNA from Gymnodraco acuticeps, 3325 nucleotides. It is a transcript of the gene kifbp, whose product is annotated as kinesin family binding protein. Lineage: Eukaryota; Metazoa; Chordata; Actinopteri; Perciformes; Bathydraconidae. The record is from RefSeq and is a predicted model, not a curated record. The transcript is spliced from 13 exons. Gene Ontology annotation, molecular function: protein binding. Bases 41 to 1972 code for a protein of 643 amino acids.